UCAGUUAACAUCCAUCUGCAACAAAUUGCUUCAAGAAACGAUGGCAACAAAUGUAGCAGGUUUCAGUUGGCCGUUAAUCUUGUUAAACAGAGAGAAUAAAUCCUGUUACCCUGGUUUCAAUUGCCCAAAAAUCCCUUGCAAAUUGUGGACAAUUUCCAAAGUGGGAAGAGCUUGUUCAUCUUCCACAUCAGGUUUAGCUCCAAAAAAUCUUGAAGUUAAAGAAUUAAAGCUUCUCUGGGAUGACGGCUAUGGAACUCAGACAGUGAAAGAUUAUCUAGAAGCAGCAAGAGAUAUGACUAACCAUGAUGAUGCUGGACCUCCCCGGUGGUUCUGCCCAAUAGAAUCUGGCCCUCCCCUGAAGAACUCACCUGUCCUCUUCUAUUUACCUGGACUGGAUGGUGUUGGCAUGGGCAUGAUCUUGCAUCACAAGCCACUUGGCAAGGUUUUCGAACUCCGAUGUAUGCACAUUCCUGUUCGGGACAGAACUCCAUACCAACAGCUGGUGCGAUUUGUUGAAACUGCUGUGAGGAUCGAGUACGCCUCUCAUCCAAAUAGGCCGAUAUAUUUGGUUGGAGACUCUUUUGGAGGAUGCCUAGCCCUUUCUGUUGCAGCUGCCAAUCCUACAAUAGAUUUAGUACUGAUAUUAGUCAAUCCAGCAACAUCAUUUAACAUGUCGCAGCUGCAGCCAUUGAUCCCCCUUUUGGAGGCCGUACCUGAAGAAUUAUACAAAUUUCUUCCUUACCUGUUCACCACAACUUUCGGAAAUCCAAUCAAGAUGUCCAACAUGGUAAACAUCACGAAUCCAUCAAGUUCUCCAGCAAAAAAACUCGAGAAGCUUAUCCUCCAGGCUUCUGUUUUGCUCGAUAAAAUCGUAAGUGUUCCUGAUAUAUUAUUGCCCAAGCAAACCUUGAUCUGGAAGAUAGAACUGCUCAAGACUGCUGCUGCACAUUCGAAUUCCCGUCUCCACACUUUUCGUGGCGAAGUACUUAUUCUUGCUAGCGGUAAAGAUUCUGUACUUCCUAGCAAAUCCGAGGCCGGAAGACUCACAGAUACACUAAAGAAUUGCAGGGUCAGGUUCUUCAAGGACAAUGGCCACCUACUUCUGAUGGAAGAAGGGAUUAAUCUAUUGAGUUUACUGAAAGGCCUUGGCAUGUUCCGUCGUUCUAAAAAACACCAUGACAUCUCCGAUUUUCUUCCUCCAAGCAAGGCAGAAUUCCAAACUCUAUUCGAUCGAGAUUUUCGAUUCUAUCGCAUUGCCACUAGUCCAGUCAUGCUAUCAACUCUACCAGAUGGAAAGAUGGUUAAAGGCCUCGCCGGAAUUCCUCAGCAAGGCCCUGUUUUGCUUGUCGGCAAUCACAUGCUUCUUGGAGUUGACCUCAUUUCCAUUGCCGAAGGCUUUCUAAGAGAAAGAAAUAUAUUGAUUCGUGGCCUGGCACAUCCAGCAGUAUUCACCAAGGAUAUGGAUAAACAUUUGCAAGAAGUAUCGUUAUUUGAUUCUUUCAGAGUUUUUGGUGCAGUACCUGCGACGCCAACAAACUUCUUCAAACUAUUGUCAAAGAAAUCCCACGUGCUUCUUUAUCCAGGCGGGGUUCGGGAAGCCCUGCAUGGUAAAGGAGAACUACACAAACUAUUCUGGCUAGAUGAACCUGAAUUUGUAAGGAUGGCAAUAAAAUACAGAGCAACAAUUGUACCUUUUGGAGCUGUUGGUGAAGAUGAUCUAUUUGAGAUGUUCCUUGACUAUGAAGAUCUGGCAGGAAUACCUGUUUUGAAGAAUAAAAUUGAGGGCAUUCGCAUUGAUAGGAAUGUUGCUACGUUAAAGAGAGGAAAUCAAAGAGAAGAAGAAACCAACAAGCCAGAUUAUUUCAUACCUGGGCUCUACCCCAAAGUGCCUGGUCGGUUAUACUUUCUAUUUGGAAAGCCAAUAGAGACAAAAGGUAAGGAAGAGCUAUUGAAAGACAAUAUCAAGGUGAAAGAACUUUACCUUGAGAUAAAAUCUGGUGUUGAACAGAAUAUAGCAUAUUUAUUAGAGAAGCGGGAGGAGGAUCCAUACCGUCAGCUCUCUGAGAGGUUGUUCUACCGUGCGAUUUCAUCGCCUGCUCAUCAAAUCCCAUCUUUUGAUCCAUGAAGUCACUUCUAUUAGCAAACACACACACACAUAUAUCUAUAUAUAUAUAUAUAUGCCCAAGACACAUUCUCAAGACAAUACACACAGCACAGAAAUUAAGACACUUCAUACGAUAUUCGAUA
Andrographis paniculata is the source of this 2247-nucleotide messenger RNA. RefSeq names its product phytyl ester synthase 1, chloroplastic-like. The transcript is spliced from 3 exons. The record is from RefSeq and is a predicted model, not a curated record. Bases 41 to 2125 code for a protein of 694 amino acids. Gene Ontology annotation, cellular component: membrane. Lineage: Eukaryota; Viridiplantae; Streptophyta; Magnoliopsida; Lamiales; Acanthaceae.